AUGACGCUCCUUAGUUCACAUUCGUUUAUCACCACGUUCGUUUCAGCCCUAUUGUUGGGCCAGUCACUCGCCUUUCCGGCAUGGAACACCACGGUAAUACUACCGCAACCGCAGCCUACGGUGGUUAUCAAGACCAUCUGCAAUGAUGGCAAGCUCGCUGCCGCAAACCCUCGGGCUGCCUUCUUCCGCAAGCUCGUACACGAGUCCGACUACAGCAACUAUACCAAGGUUCCCUCCCCCCAGGGCACCAACAUGAAGGUCGGCAUCGUCGGUGCCGGUGCCGCCGGUCUUUACGCUGCCAUGCUGCUCGACUCUCUCAACAUCGACUAUGAUAUCCAUGAGGCCUCUGACCGCAUCGGCGGAAGAAUCUUUACCUAUCGCUUUGACCAAGCGGCUUGGGAUCAGUCAACUCCCAAGGAUCCCGCUUAUUACGACUACUACGACGUCGGAGCCAUGCGCUUCCCCCCUAUGCCGUACAUGGACCGCGUGAUCGGCGACGAACCGUGGGCUCUCAUUCCUUACAUCAACGCUCGCGUCUCUGAGCGCGACAAGGUCGUCAAGAAGCACUACAUCUUCAAGACGAACAACACCUUCCGCCUGUUCAACGGCAUCACGUGCCCGCUCCAGGACCCCAACUCGGCCUCCCCCAGCAGGUACAACGUUCCCAUCUUCAACACCACCUUCGACUCCAUGUCGGCCUCGCAGGUCUGGGCCGCGCAGGUCCAGACGCUGACGGCCGCGCUGUCGGCCGACUUUGACAGCGGGUUCAACCUGCUCAUGCAGUACGACUCGAUGUCGGUGCGCGAGUUCCUGCUGCGCCAGGGCUUCGCCAACAGCGAGAUCGACUGGCUCGAGACCAUGAACGACGCGACGGGUCACUACGACAUGUACUCCAUGUCCCAGGCCGUGCUCGAACAGUGGAUCUUUGACAGCGCCGACAUCAACAACUGGUCCCUCAUCAACGGCGGCAUGGACAUGCUGACCAAGGGCAUGAACCUCGUCGUCAAGAACAAGCCCGUGCUCAACAACCGCGUCAACGCCAUCAAGCGCGGCUCCGGCUGCAACCUCAAGGUCGUCGUCAACGGCACCCAGGAGUACGAGUACGCGCACGUCAUCUCCACCGUCCCGCUCGGCGCCCUGCAGGUCAUCGACACCAAGGAGCUGGGCCUGAGCUACUACCAGAACACGGCCAUCCGCACCCUCAACUACGACCCCUCCACCAAGAUCGGCUUCAAGUUCAAGACCCGCUGGUGGGAGAACCUCCCGACGGGCCCCUUCAAGGGCGGCCAGUCCUUCACCGACAUGCCCAUCCGGCGCUGCGUCUACCCGUCCUACGGCCUCGACGUCGAGGGCGCGCCCGGCACCAUGAUCGCCAGCUACGUCUGGGGCCAGGACGCGAGCCGCCUGGGCUCGUACCUAAACCCGCACAACCCGACGACGCAGUGGCCCGAGCAGCCCGAGAGCGCCGACACGCUCGUCGAGCUGACGCUGCGCGACCUCGCGCAGCUCAACGGCGUGACCUACGAGUUCGUCAAGGAGCAGUUCGUCGGGUGGCACGCCUACGACUGGUACGGCUCGGCCUACUCCAACGGCGCCUUCGCCAUCUUCGGCCCCGGCGAGUUCAGCAGCGUCAUGCCCUGGCUCAUGACCCCGGCCGCCGAGGGCCACAUGCACUUCGCCGGCGAGGCGCUGAGCUCCGGCCACGCGUGGAUCAUCGGCGCCGUCAACAGCGCCUGGAGGACCGUGUACGAGAUCCUGUGCACCGAGGGCAUGGAGGACAAGAAGAAGCAGUUCAUCGAGCAGUGGGGCGUCAUUGACGAGGUGGACAUGGGCUGGUACGACUGGUCGCCUGAGGGGUGGCCGACGUACAAGUAG
Molecule: messenger RNA, 1875 nt
Organism: Thyridium curvatum
Lineage: Eukaryota; Fungi; Ascomycota; Sordariomycetes; Thyridiales; Thyridiaceae
Exons: 2
Coding region: 1-1875 (624 amino acids)
Biological process (GO): amino acid catabolic process
Molecular function (GO): L-amino-acid oxidase activity; polyamine oxidase activity
Source: RefSeq, a predicted model, not a curated record